Molecule: messenger RNA, 702 nt
Organism: Colletotrichum destructivum
Lineage: Eukaryota; Fungi; Ascomycota; Sordariomycetes; Glomerellales; Glomerellaceae
Product: Putative LSM domain superfamily protein
Exons: 6
Coding region: 167-415 (82 amino acids)
Biological process (GO): mRNA splicing, via spliceosome
Cellular component (GO): Lsm1-7-Pat1 complex; U6 snRNP; U4/U6 x U5 tri-snRNP complex
Molecular function (GO): RNA binding
Source: RefSeq, a predicted model, not a curated record
CAUCAUCUCAAGCUUAGUGAACGACACGGCGACCGACAAGUAUCUCCGCAUUAAGACCAUUAUACAACCGGUUAAACGCCUCAGACCCCUGCGAAGCCUCACGAUAUAAUUCUACAGAGAAUUAUCAUCACACCACUGUCUUGAAAGGCGAAAUUCAAGCGACAAAAUGGCGUCACAACUCCUCCCUUUGGAACUCAUCGACAAGUGCGUUGGAUCGAGAAUUUGGGUCGUUAUGAAGGGCGACAAGGAGUUCAGCGGCACGCUCCUCGGAUUUGAUGACUACGUCAACAUGGUGUUGGAGGACGUCACAGAGUUUGACUAUUCGGGAAACCACACAAAGCUGCCCAAGAUCCUCUUGAACGGCAACAACAUCUGCAUGCUUAUUCCUGGAGGAGAGGGACCGGUGACCGCAUAAAGCACAUUCGGGCAAGGAACGGCAUUGAACCAAGGCAACCCCUCGGCUCGUAGACAGGCCAUGGCUAUCAUGUGCAAGCCCUACGAAUCAUGUGCGAGUACCACGAAGGCCGAUAUCUGCAGGAAGUGAGAUGUCCGAGCAGAACGCAGCACGAGAGCUAGCACCAGGCGGCCCCAGCAGUCAGAGUACAGGUCAUUAAGUGAGUUCUUGAGGGACUAAACAUAACCCACCCAUCGGAAAUGUCUUAGAAACGACUUUGGGGACACCGCGUAGUUGAUGAAGUAAUU